Messenger RNA from Aspergillus uvarum CBS 121591, 900 nucleotides. RefSeq lists its product as uncharacterized. The record is from RefSeq and is a predicted model, not a curated record. Gene Ontology annotation, molecular function: glucan endo-1,3-alpha-glucosidase activity. Lineage: Eukaryota; Fungi; Ascomycota; Eurotiomycetes; Eurotiales; Aspergillaceae. The transcript is spliced from 4 exons. The coding region runs from base 1 to 900 and encodes 299 amino acids.
AUGGCACUAGCAGGCGGGGUUGCUGAUAGUCUUUUCAGCUGGGCUGCCUGGCCUAAUGGACCCAACAACAUGAACACCUAUAUAGAUGCGUCGUAUAUCCAGUACUUGGAUAAGAAGCUAUACAUAAUGCCGAUCACUCCUUGGUUCUUCACCAACAUGCCCGGGUAUGAUAAGAACUGGCUGUGGUGUAGUAACGAUCUCUGGUAUAUUCAGUGGGAACAGGCACUCUACCUCGCCCCAGAGUUUAUCGAGAUUAUCUCCUGGAACGACUUCGGGGGCUGGUCGAGCACGGAAGGGCCCUACUACAACAACAAAGACAAUACCGCAUGCAACAUCUAUAACAACCCUGAGGCUGCCUGCUGGUGGCAUUGUGGCUUUCCAAUUCCAGCCCAGAAGAUCACCAUCAACGACCCGCAAGAGCUGAUGAGACAAGCCCUGCUCAAUAUCCCAAACCUCCAGACCUCUAUCCUUAUCACCAAGCUUAAGAUCCUGUCAGGCUCUUUUAACAGCCUGGUCGACCGCAUAUACUCCGUGGUCGCCAUCGGUGAAAAGAUUGAGGCCGAGAAGAAGAAAGAGCUGAUCCCGCAGAUCCUCGGAGGUGUGUUUCUGAUUACGCGGCUCGCGCUCGCGGGUACCGUCGCGAACAAGGCGACCGAUAUCUACACCAUAGUACAGGACCCAGAAAGCGCCCCAGUUGCGAUCCUGAGCAUGCUCCUCGACUUCAACGUUGGUGCAGCCGCCGGUGCGGCCACCAAGAAUGGAGUCAGCGCGAUCGAGUUCAACUCUAUGGCCUUAAGGCGGCGCGGCAUGAAGGACUCGGAUAUUAAGUCGGUCGGGGCUUUGUUCAAGCAAAAGAUGGAUCAAUUGGAGUCCAUUGUCAGCAAGUGCGCGAGGAUUUAA